Molecule: messenger RNA, 1366 nt
Organism: Oryza sativa Japonica Group (Japanese rice)
Lineage: Eukaryota; Viridiplantae; Streptophyta; Magnoliopsida; Poales; Poaceae
Product: metal tolerance protein C2
Biological process (GO): intracellular zinc ion homeostasis; zinc ion transport; transmembrane transport
Cellular component (GO): membrane; Golgi apparatus
Molecular function (GO): zinc ion transmembrane transporter activity
Source: RefSeq, a predicted model, not a curated record
UGACGAGGGAGAAGACUAGAGGAGGGAGGAAGAUGGCGAUGGAUGAGCCGCCCAAGGGUUGGAAUCCCAACUAUGGCGUCGUCGGCAGCGGCGACCGGCGACUGGCCUUCUCCCGCCAGCUCUCCUCCUCCAUGCCUCGCCUCGCCCGCUCCGACUCUUCCAUCUCCAUGCCCCCCCCGUCCCUCGCCCCCACCGGAGCCAUCACCUUCCGCUGGCUCGCCACCCGCCCCAUGCGCCGCCUCGCCCUCCUCAUCGCUCUCAACGUCGCCUACUCCGCCACCGAGCUCGCCAUCGGCCUCCUCACUGCCCGCGUAGGCCUAGUCUCCGAUGCUUUCCAUCUCACCUUUGGUUGUGGAAUCCUCACUUUCUCCUUGUUUGCCAUGGCUGCCUCCAGAACCAAACCUGAUCACCUCUACACCUACGGCUAUAAAAGAUUGGAGGUCCUUGCUGCCUUUACAAAUGCCCUCUUCCUGCUCUUCCUGUCUUUCUCCUUGGCUGUUGAAGCACUACAUGCAUUUAUGCAAGAUGAGUCUGAGCAUAAGCAUUAUCUCAUUGUUUCUGCUGUCACAAACCUUUUGGUUAAUUUACUUGGUGUUUGGUUCUUUCGGAGCUAUGCUCGUGUUAACAUAGUUUACAGGAAAGCAGAGGAUAUGAAUUAUCACUCUGUAUGUUUGCAUGUUCUUGCCGAUUCAGUACGGAGUGCAGGCUUGAUACUAGCUUCCUGGUUUCUUUCAUUGGGGGUUGAAAAUGCGGAAGUGUUGUGCCUGGGAAUUGUUUCAGUGGCAGUGUUCAUGCUUGUUUUGCCACUCUUUAAGGCUACUGGUAAUAUCCUUCUGCAAAUUGCACCAGGCAAUGUGCCACCUUCAGCUCUUACCAAGUGCUUCAGACAGAUAACUGCGUGCGAGGAUGUUUCUGAAGUAUGUCAAGGUCGAUUUUGGGAGCUUGUACCUGGUCACGCUGUUGGAUCUCUCGACAUCCGGGUGAAGAAUGGUGGUGAUUGCCAGUCCGUGCUCGACUAUGUGCAUGGAUUAUAUCAAGAUUUGGGCAUACAGGACCUGACCAUCCAAACCGAUGAAUAAGGCAUCAUCUAGUGUAGAAAGGAGUCAUAGGGGAAAAAAGGAUAGAUCAAACUCUCGCAGUGUAUUGCUUGGGCGUGCUUAUUUGAUAGUACGGUAUAUCGCUUUGUACUCGACUGCUGCAGUUUGUACUCAGAUUUACUCAGUAGCUACUACAAUUUGUACUCACUUAAGCUCGUUUGCUAUGGCAUCAUGGUUGAAAUUCGUUGACGAUCUUCUCUCCACUCGUCUUUUAAGAUGCUGAGAAUUAUUGUUAUUAUUGAUAUUAAUAAAUAAUAAUGAGUGACCUA